Molecule: messenger RNA, 1670 nt
Organism: Mesoplodon densirostris (Blainville's beaked whale)
Lineage: Eukaryota; Metazoa; Chordata; Mammalia; Artiodactyla; Ziphiidae
Gene: CDKL3
Product: cyclin dependent kinase like 3
Exons: 9
Coding region: 300-1670 (456 amino acids)
Biological process (GO): dendrite extension; negative regulation of axon extension; protein phosphorylation
Cellular component (GO): nucleus
Molecular function (GO): cyclin-dependent protein serine/threonine kinase activity; ATP binding
Source: RefSeq, a predicted model, not a curated record
CUGACGGGAUAGGUAGGGUCGGUGUCUGGUUCCCGGCUGAGACUGCGCGGUGUCGGGCCGGCGGGACUGCAGAAUGGGCUGAGGCGGCGGCGGCUGUCCGGACGAGGUCGACUGAGGGGCGAAGGGCGCGGCACUGGUCCAGGACCCUAAGACGCCUGGUUUGAGGAGCGGGUGGGACCGAGGUUUUCUUGGGCCCCAAGGCCUGACCUGUUGGCGACUGCAGCUUUGCGGGAACCUCAUAUUUGACGCGGGCAUGUGGAGACCCCACUCAUGAUGAAUAGAAGAAGCUGGGCUUGAAAAUGGAGAUGUAUGAAACCCUUGGAAAAGUGGGAGAGGGAAGUUAUGGAACAGUCAUGAAGUGUAAACAUAAGGAUACUGGGCAGAUAGUGGCCAUUAAGAUAUUUUAUGAGAAACCAGAAAAGUCUGUCAACAAAAUUGCAACGAGAGAAAUAAAGUUGCUAAAGCAAUUUCGUCAUGAAAACCUGGUCAAUCUGAUUGAAGUUUUUAGACAGAAAAAGAAAAUUCAUUUGGUGUUUGAAUUUAUUGACCACACAGUAUUAGAUGAGUUACAUUAUUGUCAUGGACUAGAGAGUAAACGACUUAGAAAAUACCUCUUCCAGAUUCUUCGAGCAAUUGAAUAUCUUCACAAUAAUAAUUUAAGUAUCAUUCAUCGAGAUAUAAAACCUGAGAAUAUUUUAGUAUCCCAGUCAGGAAUUACUAAACUCUGUGAUUUUGGUUUUGCACGAACGCUAGCAGCUCCUGGAGACAUUUAUACGGACUAUGUGGCCACACACUGGUAUAGAGCUCCAGAAUUAGUAUUAAAAGAUACAUCUUAUGGAAAACCUGUGGAUAUCUGGGCUUUGGGUUGUGUGAUCAUUGAGAUGGCCACUGGAAAUCCCUAUCUUCCUAGCAGCUCUGAUUUGGAUUUACUUCAUAAAGUUGUGUUAAAAGUAGGCAAUUUGACACCUCACUUGCAGAAUAUCUUUUCCAAGAAUCCCAUUUUUGCUGGGGUGGUCCUUCCUCAAGUUCAACACCCCAAAAAUGCAAGAAAAAAAUACCCAAAGCUAAAUGGAUUGUUGGCAGAUAUUGUUCAUGCUUGUUUACAAAUUGAUCCUUCUAAGAGGAUAUCAUCUACUGAUCUUUUGCAUCAUGAAUAUUUUACUAGAGAUGGAUUUAUUGAAAAAUUCAUACCAGAACUGAGAGCUAAAUUGCUACAAGAAGCAAAAGUCAAUUCAUUCAUAAAGCCAAAAGAGAAUUCUAAAGAAAAUGAAUUUAUGAAAGAUGAUAGAAAAACAAUUUAUACCAAUACACUGCUAAGUACUUCAGUUUUGGGAAAGGAAAUGGAAAAAGAGAAAAAGCCCAAGGAAAUCAAAGUCAGAGUUAUUAAAGUUAAAGGAGGAAAAGGAGAUAUCUUAGAACCAAAAAAGAUAGAGUGUGAAGGUGGACAUUGUCAACAGGAUGCAGCUGAAACUGCUCAUACUAUGUCUCAAGAUAUAAAACCUGUAAUCAGUGAACCACCAAACCCUGUCAAUCCCAGCACUAACUCUAUGGUCAUGAAAGACAAUCCACAUGCUGGAAGUAGUAUGGUGAUGCCACCCAUCAGUCUAACUAGCAGGAAUUUGAUGGCUUCAAAUCCUAAUUCAAAUCUCUCCCAUUACAAUUCAAGGUGA